This is a messenger RNA of Aaosphaeria arxii CBS 175.79, 1176 nucleotides long. RefSeq names its product glycoside hydrolase family 28 protein. The coding region runs from base 1 to 1176 and encodes 391 amino acids. Gene Ontology annotation, molecular function: polygalacturonase activity. The transcript is spliced from 2 exons. Gene Ontology annotation, biological process: carbohydrate metabolic process. Lineage: Eukaryota; Fungi; Ascomycota; Dothideomycetes; Pleosporales. The record is from RefSeq and is a predicted model, not a curated record.
AUGAAAGUCUUUCCAGCAUUCCUACUGCUAUUUUCGAUAACAUCAUCGCACCUCCAUAAGCGCGACAUAUGUAACGUCGAAUCUUUCCACGACCCCCUCAUAGAUGAUGGCCCCGCAAUAACUGAUGCUCUGGAAAAGUGCGGAGGGUCGGGCAGUGUCGUUUUCCCAGCAAACCAAACAUUCACACUCCGAUCGCCUGUCGACCUUUCCGCAUGCCGUGCUUGUGCUAUUAGGAUCGACGGUCGGAUCACUGUCUCUCCAGAUUGGGACUACUGGGAGAAACAAUUUGCCGUUUUCUUGAUCUCCAAUGCCUCAGCCAUGGUCGUCGACUCUCCAGACAGCACUGGUAUUAUCGAUGCACGGAAUUUUGGUUGGGGAGGUGGAUCUCCUCCACAAGCUCGCAUUCCAAAACUGUUCAGCAUCACCGACAGCAGCUACCAAAUCCAUAUCCGAGAUCUCAAGAUCACAAACAGUCCGGGGACUGCGUUCUUCAUAGGUAGUCAAGCGAGUGCGGUACGCCUGUAUGAUAUCGAUAUCGGUCAGAGUACUUCGGGAGUCAGAGAAGGCGUCGUAAUCGAAGAUUCCAAUCAUGUGUAUGUGUGGAACAAUACCAUCCACGCUACGGAUGCAUGUAUAAAGGUUCUUCCAAACACUGAGAACGUGCAGGUAGAGCACAGCACUUGCACAAUUUCCAUAGAUGGCCCCUUGAACACAGAACCGUCUGGUAUCAACAUCAAUUUUGGGGCCCAGUCGGAUAGGAACUGGAUUCGUAACGUACUGGUUCGGGGUCUGGCUGCUGUCGGCAGUAUGAAUGUCGUCUCCUUCCAGGCACCGCCUGAUGCGGUGCCAGGGUCCGAAUUCGAGGUUACCAAUGCGACUUUCUCCGAAUUUAACAUCUCGGGUGCGAAGAGGGCGGUUUUACUGGAGCAGGGCGAAGUGAGUCUGAAUGCUACGCUCGUCAUGUUCAGUCAGAUCAAGGGUGAAGUGGAAACGCAGGACCCCGAAGGAUUGAAGUGCAAGCAUGAAAGUGAUGUUUGUGACUUCAGAGUUCUAGACUAUCUGUUCACAUUAGAUGUCGAGAAAGCUCACGAUAAUAAUGGCACGAACCUACUUCAGCAUAUCGUUGCAAAGGAAGUACAAGGCAUUCCUGACGUAUCUCUAUCACUAGAAAACUAG